Molecule: messenger RNA, 2084 nt
Organism: Erythranthe guttata (spotted monkey flower)
Lineage: Eukaryota; Viridiplantae; Streptophyta; Magnoliopsida; Lamiales; Phrymaceae
Product: ENTH/VHS/GAT family protein
Biological process (GO): protein transport to vacuole involved in ubiquitin-dependent protein catabolic process via the multivesicular body sorting pathway
Molecular function (GO): ubiquitin binding; phosphatidylinositol binding
Source: RefSeq, a predicted model, not a curated record
AAAAAAAAAAAAAACGCGCAGUGAAUAUAUAAGGAAAUACUCCAAACAGAGGAUUCUCUCAUUCAACAGCUAUCACUAUAUUAAUUUUCUUACUACAGCAAAUUAAAUUAAAUAAAAAUAAAUAAAUAGGUGGGAGAAAAAGUUCAACAUUAUGAAAAGAAUAUAAAGUCCCGUAAAGCAAAUUAAAUUAAAAAAAAAAAGAAAAAAAAAAAGAACAGUAAGCAGAGAGAAUCUAGAAUUAAUUUCUACCCUUCUUUAUGAUUGAUACACAUAUGUAUACAGUUGUAUAUACGUGUCAUCAAUGAUUACAGCUAUACACACAUACUAAACUUGAUUUGCUGCUUCUGCUUCUGCUUCUGCUUCUGUUCUUUCGCUGCUUUUUUGCUGCUGGUUUUUUACCCAGAAGGUAUUGUAAAUAUGGCUUCUGAACUUGUUAGUUCUGCAACGAGCGACAAACUCACCGAAAUGGAUUGGACAAAAAACAUCGAGAUUUGCGAAUUAGUUGCACGUGAUCACAGACAAGCUAAAGAUGUUGUGAAAGCUAUUAAAAAACGCCUCGGAAGCAAAAGCCCGAACACUCAACUCUUGACCGUUAUGUUGCUGGAGAUGUUGAUGAAUAAUAUCGGAGAGCCUGUACAUAAGCAGGUUAUAGAUACGGGAGUUCUGCCCAUACUUGUGAAAAUAGUUAAGAAGAAGUCGGAUCUUCCUGUUCGGGAGAAGAUAUUUUUGCUAUUGGAUGCUGCUCAGACUUCUGUUGGUGGAGCUUCCGGAAGGUUCCCUCAAUAUUAUAAUUCAUACUUUGAAUUGGUGAGUGCAGGAGUGAAAUUUCCCGAGAGGACUCCGAAUAUUCCGAAACCUAAUUCUACAACAAGCGUGGAUAAGUAUAUUCCACCCGACAAGGAAUUUACUACUGCUCCUCAUUCCGAAAGAAACGUACCGCAACCACAGGCUCAGAGUGUUUCUUCUGAUUCAAGUAUUCUUCAGAAAGCCGGAACUGCAUUGGAGGUAUUGAGGGAUGUCCUAAAUUCUAUCGAUACACAAAACCGAGAGGGGGCAAAGGAUGAGUUCACACUAGAUCUUGUGGAGCAGUGUUCAUUUCAAAAGCAACGAGUAAUGCAUCUCGCGGUUACUUCUCGGGACGAAAGUGUCAUUUCAAGAGCAGUUGAGCUUAACGAGCAGCUCGAUAGAGUGUUACGGAGGCACGACGCUCUUCUAGCCGGCAGCACAAUGUCCAUUUCAAAUCACAUCGACCAUAUACAGGAAGAGGAAGAAGAAGAAGCUGAACAACUCUUCAGAAGGAUAAGAAAAGGAAAAGCUUGCGUAAGACCCGAAGACGAAGACCACCAUACAGAUCGACCAUUGGGAUUGAGGGGCCUACCCGUUCCUGGAGAAAUGCUCCACCGCCCGCUCAUACGGCCGCUUACCGUGGAGGCUCAACGAGAACCUGUACGGCCACUUAUCGUGGAGCCUCACCAAGAACGUCUCCCUGUACAUGUACGACCACCAAACGUGGAGCCCAAGCCAGAAAUUACGAUUAAGCCACUGCAUGCGGAGUUGAAUCAAGAACCCAAUAAUAAUAAUAAUCAUAAUAAUAUCGGUAAAUUGGGGGUUUCGAUUCCACCGCCACCUGCCAAACACGUCGAACGAGAGAAGUUCUUUCAGGAGAACAAAGCAGAUGCGUCUUCUCUCAACGGCCAUAUUCGCAGCCUCUCGUUGCACAGUAGAAACGCGAGCAGCUCACACAGUGGGAGUGUAGAUUUUAGCGACAGGGAUAAUUAAAAGAGGCGGUUAAUCAUUGCGGGUGGAAGACCUUUUUUUUUUUUUUUUUACCCUUUUCGAUUUGGUUGGAUUUGUUUUGGUGUUUUCGUGUCGAGUUUUUAUAUCGGAGUUUGAGGGUUUAUAGUUUCUUUUGAUGCAAAAGGUUGUUAUCCUGUACUAAUGUAUUUUGAUUUGUGUCUUCCUUUUUUUUCUUUUCUUUUUUUUGGCUUUGACUGUAAGAGAUGAACUGAUGAGAUGGUGAAUGUAUGCUAUAUACUUGGUAGAGUGUAUAUGAAAUAAUCUUUAUUUGUUUAUUUAUUUUUAAA